Molecule: messenger RNA, 1803 nt
Organism: Venustampulla echinocandica
Lineage: Eukaryota; Fungi; Ascomycota; Leotiomycetes; Helotiales; Pleuroascaceae
Product: Amine oxidase
Exons: 4
Coding region: 1-1803 (600 amino acids)
Molecular function (GO): oxidoreductase activity
Source: RefSeq, a predicted model, not a curated record
AUGUCUUUGAAACCUAGUAGCUCCGCUCGAUCUAUCGAUCCUUAUAGAAUGAUGGAUGGUCGCCCAACCUUUUCUCACGUUGCAACCUCCACGGGACCAUCCAGGAUCAUAAUAACAGCCGGGCAAGUGGGCGCUGACGAAAAUGGCAUUGUGCCGGCCACUCCUUCUGACCAAAUUGCCCUCGCAUUUGAAAACCUGUCUCGAUGUCUCGAAGCUGCGGGGGCAGGAGUGGCAGAUAUCCUCAAGCUCACAUAUUACAUCGUCAACUAUGACCCUAAGAACCGUCAUCACGCACCUCAUCUGAUUAAAUUUCUUAACGGCCACCGUCCGGCAACGACAUUAGUUCCCGUGACUGCGUUAGCCAAUCCGGAAUAUCUCUUUGAGAUUGAGGCCACCGCAGCUGUUGCACAAGCUCCAACACAAACUGUUGACGUGGUCGUUGUGGGGGCUGGUUUAAGCGGGCUGCAGACAGCUUAUGAUCUGCAAAAAGCUGGUUUCUCAUGUGUAGUUGUCGAGGCUAGAGAUCGUGUUGGUGGCAAGACAUGGUCUGUUGAGCCUAUUGCCAGUGGAAAAGUCAUUGAUUUAGGUGCGGCGUGGGUCAACGACACAAACCAGACAAGAGUUCACGCUUUGGCAAAGAAGCUUGGAUUAGCCACUGUGGUUCAGAAUACAAAAGGGAAUGUCAUACAGCAUGAUCUGGAUGAUUCGAAAUCCACGUUUGUGUACGGUACUGUACCACUGUUGGCCGAAAUUAACGGAACUGAGAAUAUGGUUUACGUGCGAGAUUUGGUUGAAGAAACGUGUCAGCAGCUUGACCUGUACAAGAUUACGCCUGCUGGUAAGGACCUUGACAAGUUAACCUUGGAAGAAUUUGUCAAGGCUCAAGAAAAGGGAGAGUCUGCGUUUGCAACAGUAACAAUUUGGACUAGAGUUAUGCUAGGUCUUGAGCCUUCUGAGAUGAGUGCUUUGUUCUUUCUCGAUUACUGUAAUAGAGGUGGUGGCUUUCUCCAGAUGAGAUCGGAUAAGAGACAUGGUGGUCAAUACAUGAGACUAGUCCAAGGAACCCAAUCGUUAUCAAAGGGACUGACUGAACUUCUCGCUCCGGGAACGGUUAUUCUUAAUUCACCCGUUCGUCUAAUUCGACAGGAUGGUUCUGGAGGUGCCUAUGUUUCCUCUGGACGAGGAGACUUCAAAUGUCGUAAAGUGGUAGUCUCGGUUCCCACGCCACUCUACAAGGAGAUCACUUUCGUGCCUGCUCUUUCCGAAGCUAAAACAACACUGAGCUCCAGUACAGUCCUUGGUUAUACCAGCAAAGCAAUGCUAAUGUAUGAUACUCCCUGGUGGAGGACUGCAAACCUUUGCGGGAUGGUACAAUCAUUCAAAGGGCCAGUCGCUGCCACAAGAGAUACCAGCAAUGAUGACAAGAAGCAAUACUCGCUGACUUGUUUUCUGGUGGGGGAUUGGGGGCGAGAGCAGUCAAAGAAGACUAAAGCUGAGAGACAUCAAGGUAUUAUUUCACAUAUAAGAGAGCUCUUCUCGCCAUUUGUAGAGGUUCCGGAACCGAUUACCAUCAUAGAGCACGAGUGGGCCAAAGAUCAAUGGGCGCAAGGAUGCCCAUGUCCGGCAACACCACCAGGGAUUAUGAGCCAGUAUGGGCAUGCGAUGACUACAGUUCAUGGGAAUGUGCAUUUUGUAGGCACGGAGACGGCGGUCAAGUGGAAGGGAUAUAUGGAGGGUGCGAUCGAAUCUGGGGAAAGAGGAGCAGAGGAGGUCAUCAAGUCUCUUACAAAAGCCAAGCUGUGA